Messenger RNA from Haemorhous mexicanus (house finch), 11541 nucleotides. It is a transcript of the gene ARHGEF12, whose product is annotated as Rho guanine nucleotide exchange factor 12. The record is from RefSeq and is a predicted model, not a curated record. Lineage: Eukaryota; Metazoa; Chordata; Aves; Passeriformes; Fringillidae. Gene Ontology annotation, cellular component: cytoplasm. Gene Ontology annotation, biological process: Rho protein signal transduction; G protein-coupled receptor signaling pathway. Gene Ontology annotation, molecular function: G protein-coupled receptor binding; guanyl-nucleotide exchange factor activity; GTPase activator activity. The transcript has 41 exons. The coding region runs from base 461 to 5098 and encodes 1545 amino acids.
CCCGCCCCCCGAGCGCAGCCCCUGAGCCCCGGCGGGGCCGGGCACGGGCCCCCCGCGCCGGGCAGCACCGGCCGCCUCUGCGAAGCUGUUCUUUUUUCCCCCCGAGUCCACCGAGAUUGUUUUGUUGUUUCUUGGUGGUGUUGUUGGAGUUUUUUUCUUGCUGGAGUUUUUUUUUUUUUUUUUCCUUUAUCCCCCACGCCCCACUUCCGUGGUUUGGAUAUUCUGGGUGACUGCAAAGAAGAGUUUUGGAGUUGUUUUGGAUUUGGUUUGGUUUUUGUUUUGUUUUAUUUUUUUGUUCCUUUCUCCUGCCCUUGAACUGAGUUUGUCCUCUGUGCAUGCCUCUUCUGGAGCAAGGCUGGAUCCUGAACCUCGGUGCAUGUAAGGGGCAAAGCCUCGUUCGUAUUCCUGCAAUAAGAGUAAAAUGUAAAUUGGAUAAUACGACUUCUUGCCAAAGGCUCCAAUGAGUGGCACACAGUCCACAAUCACGGACAGGUUUCCUCUCAAAAAACCUUCGAGACACGGCAGCAUUCUGAGCAGAGAGUCUCCAGCAGACAAGAAGCAGAAGGUUGAACGCUGCAGCAGCACCCACGACUUCGAUCCCACAGAUAGCUCCUCCAAGAAGACAAAGUCUAGUUCUGAGGAGAGUAGAUCCGAGACGUAUGGCCUGGUGCAGAGGUGUGUGGUGAUCCAGCGGGAUGAGAACGGCUUCGGGCUGACGGUCAGCGGGGACAACCCCGUCUUCGUGCAGUCUGUCAAGGAAGAUGGAGCAGCCAUGCGGGCUGGAGUGCAGACAGGUGAUAGAAUUAUCAAGGUGAACGGGACUCUGGUAACACACUCGAACCAUUUGGAGGUGGUCAAGCUGAUCAGGUCGGGCUCCUAUGUAGCUCUCACUGUCCAGGGGCGCCCUCCAGGGUCGCCCCAGAUUCCCCUGGCGGAUUCUGACGUGGAUCUGGCAGCUUUUGGGCAUAUGUCUCCCAUCAUGGCAUCCCCCCACUCGCCUGGCACGUCAGGGAAUGCAGAAAGGAUCACCAGCCCAGUGCUCAUGGGGGAGGAGAAUAACAUUGUCCACAACCAGAAGGUGGAGAUUCUGAGGAAGAUGCUCCAGAAGGAGCAGGAGAGGCUGCAGGUCCUGCAGGAGGAGUACAGCCGGACCCCCUCCACCCGCCUGCUCAAGGAGAUCCAGGAGGCAAAGAAACACAUUCCUCAGCUGCAGGAGCAGCUGUCCAAGGCCACGGGCUGCACUCAGGAUGGAGUCCUGUCCUCCAGGUCUGUGUCAGAGUCGCUGCAGAUCAGCGAGGGAGAGGCAGAGAGUGGGGACAGUGGCAGCAAACUGGAUUUCAGUGGUGACAGCCCCUCCAGGCCCAACAGUGACAUUGCUGAUAGCCCUCGCAGUGGCCUGAAGGAGAGGAUUUAUCCAGAUGAGAGCCCAGAAAAGGCUGAGCUUCAAGACACUGACUCCCAGUGCAGUGUUGGAAGUCCCCUGUCCCGAGUGGGGACUCAGAUCAUUGGGGCAGAGGAUGAUGAUUUUGACACGGAGCAGGAGCAGAUCAAUGGGCAGUGCAGCUGCUUCCAGAACAUCGAGCUCCUGAAAUCCCGCCCGGCUCACCUGGCUGUCCUCCUGCACCACGUGGUGUCCCAGUUUGAUCCUGCAGCACUGCUGUGCUACCUUUACACAGACCUGUACAAGCAGACCAACUCCAAAGAGACCCGGCGUGUUUUCCUGGAGUUUUACCAGUUUUUCCUGGACAGAGCUGCAAACCUGAAAGUCCCAGUUCCAGAGGAAAUCUCCUUGGAAUUAGACAGGAGAAGGCCAGAGCUCCUCCCUGAGGAGCUGCACCGCCAGUUCAUCCAGACCAUGCAGGAUAAAGUCUGCCCAGAGGUUCAGAGGAACCUGGAAGAUUUCAGGCAGAAGAGGAGCAUGGGGCUGACCCUGGCCGAGGGGGAGCUGAGCAGGCUGGACGCAGAGCGGCUCCGCGACCGCAACGCCGUGGAGAAGGAGAGGAGCUGUGCCGAGCAGAUCCUGGCCAAAAUCGAGGAGGUCCUGAUGACAUCUCAGCCUCUGGAGGAAGACAAGAGCUCCACCAUGCAAUAUGUGAUCCUCACCUACAUGAAACACCUGGGGGUGAAAGUCAAAGAGCCUCGGAACCUGGAGCAGAAGCGGGGCCGGAUUGGAUUCCUGCCAAAGAUCAAGCAAAGCAUCAAGAAAGAGAAAGAAGGAGAGGAGAAAGGGAAGAGGAGAGGCUUCCCCAACAUCCUGGGCCCCCCGAGGAGACCGAGCCGACACGACAGCAGUGCCAUUGGCAGGGCCAUGGAGAUGCAGAAGCCCAGGCACCCCAAGCACUCGCCCACAGCCUCCUCUGUGAGCCCAGAGCCCCCCGAGGCCAGCAAGACACGGCAGAGUGGCUCCUCCAGCGAUGGCACAGAUGCCCCCUACCCCCCUGCCAACCCCAUGUCCCCCCUGGCAGUGGGGCCCUUUGCCUCUCCAGAGGGCAGCAAGGACAGUGACACAGGUGUGAAGCAGCCUGGGGAAGCCCCACCCGCCAGUGAGUCCAUGGAUGGCACCCCCCGCACGCCCAACAACACCUUUGAGUUCCCAUCUCCUUUGGAAAACCUGCAGGAGGAGGAGGGAGAGGCUGAGAGGGUGGUUGACAUGGGAACACCGAAGCCUUUUCGCAAGGUGGACAGUGUUGGCUUUGCAGAUGUGCAGAGUGAGGAUGAGCUCUAUGACUUUGACAUGGACAUGGACCCUCCCAACUGGCAGCAGCUUGUGAGCAGGGAGGUGCUGAUGGGGCUCAAACCCUACGAAAUCAAACGUCAGGAGGUGAUAAAUGAGCUCUUCUACACGGAGCGAGCCCACGUGCGCACGCUGAAGGUCCUGCACAACGUCUUCUACCAGAGGGUCACCAGGGAGGGCAUCCUCAGCUCCAGUGACAAGAGGAAAAUCUUCUCCAACCUGGAGGAUAUCCUUGGGCUGCAUGUGGCACUGAACGAUCAGAUGAAAUCUGUCAGAAAAAGGAACGAGACUUCUGUCAUUGGCCAGAUUGGGGAAGAUUUGCUCUCCUGGUUUAGUGGAGCAGCAGAGGAGAAGCUGAAACUUGCCACGGCCACCUUCUGCAGCAACCAGCCCUUUGCUCUCGAGGUCAUCAAGUCCCGCCAGAAGAAGGAUUCGCGCUUCCAGACCUUCGUGCAGGAUGCUGAGAGCAAUCCCCUGUGCCGGAGGCUGCAGCUGAAGGAUAUCAUCCCCACAGAGAUGCAGAGGUUGACUAAAUACCCCCUUCUGUUGGACAACAUUGCUAAAUACACAGAGCUGCCUGAGGAGAAGGAGAAAGUCAAGAAAGCAGCAGAUCACUGCCGCCAGAUCCUCAACCACGUCAACCAGGCUGUCAAAGAGUCGGAGAACAAGCAGCACCUGGAGGAUUAUCAGCGGAGACUCGACCUCUCCUACUUGAAGCAGUCCGAGGAUCCCAUGAUGGAUGAGUUCAGGAACCUGGAUCUAACAAAGAGAAAAAUGCUCCAUGAAGGGCCCUUGACCUGGAAGGUGAAUCGUGACAAAACCAUCGAUCUGUACACUCUGCUGCUGGAGGACAUCCUGGUGCUGCUGCAGAAACAAGAUGACAAACUGGUGCUGAAGUGCCACAGCAAGAUCCUGGCGUCCACAGCUGACAGCAAGCACACCUUCAGCCCCAUCAUCAAACUCAACACUGUGCUGGUUCGCCAGGUGGCCACAGAUAACAAAGCUUUCUUCGUCAUCUCCAUGUCGGCGACGGGGGCUCACAUCUACGAGCUGGUGGCACAGACUGUCUCAGAGAAGAAUGUCUGGCAGGACCUUAUAGCUCAGAUGGCAGGAACUGUGAAGAUGGGGAGCAGCAGAAGAGUGAUCCCACUGCCUCAGUCAGGCCCUGGCGAAGAGGAGCGUGAGGAAGAGGAGCAGCAGAAGCUCAAGGAGCAGCAUGACAUUCCUGCCAGCAGCCUGCAGAGUCCAGAUAAAGAUCUGGGCCUGGAGUCUCCCUUGAUACUGAACCCUCAGUCCUCUUCCCCCCUGAUGUCUGAGAAGGCCAAGGUGGAAGGGCUGCUGGGGGCUGAGGGGCAGUUUGAGAAGGUGCAGCAGGCAGAGCUGGCACUCAAGGACUCCUCUGGCUGCUUUGAGCACCCAGCCAGCAGCUCAGCCUCGGUGCCAGAGGGGCAGUGGGCACGGGAUGCCCUGAGGAACUUGGGGCUGCUGAAGCAGCUCCUGGUGCAGCAGCUGGGCCUGGCUGAGAAGGGGACCCUGGAGGACAGACAGCGCCUGCCCAGGUUCAGGAGCGUGUCCCAGGAAGCCCAGACAGAGGGUGGCACCGAGCUGCAGCAGACCCCAAACUCUGAGAGCCAAUUCCAGCAGCCUGCAGAGGACAGAGCCCUUGGCAGAACUGGAGAGGAGCGGCACGGCCCCGCGGAGUGCCCGGCCCCGGGGGAUGCCAUGCAGCUGGGGGGCACCGAGCCCCCUGCCAGGGCCACUUUGCCCAUGGACAGCACGAACCUGGAGGGCUCCAGCUCGGAGCUGGAGGGGCUGGGGGCUGAGGAGAGCGGGGAGCAUUUCUUUGAUGCUCGGGAAGCUCACAGCGAUGAGAACCCCGGCGAGAGCGAGCUGCUGGACAGGAAGGAGGAGGAGGAGGAGGAAGAGGAGGAGGAGGAGGAGGAGGUGCAAAUUCGGAUCUCAGGAAAUUAUUUGAUCCUCGAUGGAUACGGAACGGUGCAGGAGAGCUCCACGGACGAGGAGGUGUCAGCCCUGGUCCUGCAGUGCACCUCGCACAGGCAGCCCCCCCUGGACUGUCCCCAGCAGCAGCAGCAGCAGCAGCCCCUGUCCCCGAGGGAUGCGCGGUCGGACGGGGGCAGCUCGCCCUUCCCCGAGGAGCUGCGCUGGGCAGGGCUGGAGGAGCCCUGUCCCUUCCUGGGCAGCCCCCAGCUCCCUCUGGAGACCCGAGUGCAGCUCAUGCAGUACAUCCACAACAUCCAGGAUGCCCUGGAGAAGCUAAAGGAGGUGGAGGAGGAUUACAGCGUGCUGCGGCGCCAGGGGCUGGCUGGCUCAGCCUCCACGGGAGAGCACUCAGACAAAAGCUAGUCGUGUUUCCGGGAGAGGCUGAAGAUUGGAGGAAGAGAAUCAGGACACAGCACCCGCUGUCUCCCCUGUGGACUCUGGGAUGAGGGUUUGGAGCAUCCAAACAGAACCAUUCUCUAGCAAAGUGGGCAUGGGGAGCUUUUCCUGUGGGGCAUCUGCACUAUCUUGUCAGUGAGGGAGUCUAUUCUAUUCUGCUCCUCUCCUUGCUACCAGAAAUUGAAUUUUUUUUUUUUUUUCAGAACAGGAGAAAAAAAAAAAAAAAAGAAACCAAACCAAAUGUACAGAGCUUUGGGUGUAGGAUAUAAAAAAAAAUGUAUUUAGACAUUUAAAAGAAAAAAAAAAUCAAUGUAUUUAUUUGACUUCAUUCCGUGUAUCAAAAGCACAUUUUAAUUUUUUAAUCUGCCUUUUUUUUUUUUUUUUUUUUUUUGUUCUAUUUUUGGGUAGUGACAGUUCUGGCCACCCUGCCUGGUGAGGGGACAGGGGGGACCUGUGUGCAGGUGUUUCCUCACUGGACUGGACUCUGCACUCCCUGCUGGCACUCAGACCACCAAGAGCUACUCAUGAAGGUGUUAGGGUGGAAUUGAUGGCUGGAAUUUGUCUGUAUCCAACCAGCUGCAUGGGAAUUGCUCAUGCCACCCCGUGUGGAACGGGAAUUUUCCAUGCACUAAACAGCCAGGCACUUGUGAUGGGCAAAUUUUCCUUUUCCCCUUUCCCAUUCCUAUGCUGGGAGAGGAGAAAGAGGUUUAAUUUUGGGUUUUUUUUUCCUUGACUUUGUUGGCUUUGAUCAUUGUCUCCUUUGUAAAGUGAUAAAAAAAAAAUACUUGGACCUGCAGCACUUUUGUAACUCUUCUCUGGAUCAAAAAAAAAAAGGAAAAAAAAGAAAAAAAUAGAAAAAAAAAAAAGCAAACCCAGAAGUGUUUCAAAGAUGUGGGGCAGCUGUGCCCCUGAUUCACUACUGAAUGAAAAAGGGCUGCCAUGGAGUUAGCCACAGGUACUGCUGAUUUUAGGGCCAGUAAGUUUUAGUACCUGGAGUAUGUCUUGCUGAGGGCUCGGGGUGGGCUCUGGGGUUGUUUUUUUGGGGUGGGCUGGGUUUUUGUGGAAUUUUGUUGUUUUUUUUUUUGGGAAAUCGUUCGUGCCAAGGAGACGGAGAUUGGUGACCUGAGGAGGCUGAAGCAGCUCCUGGGCACCUCCUCAGGCCUCUCCUGGUGGGGUUUGCAGCUGGGAUUCCUGCCAGGAUGGGAAUUUGGGUGACCCUGGGCACAGCCUGAGCUGAGCCCCUGCCCUGAGCCCAUUCCCAUCCAUUUUCCAUCUCCCCUGGGCUGGAUCUCACACAAGAGGGGUCUGAGCAAGGAGUUCUGGAUCCAUGCACACUGCCCCUUGCCUGGCCUUGAGGCAGAAUCUCCUCCUUUUUCUGGUUCUCUCUCUCAAAUGAGGGUGAAAAUGAAUUUUUACUGUCCUGCUUGGCACAGGGUGGGUCAGGCUGUCCCCAAUGUCACUGAGCUGCUGCUGCUGCCAGCUGUGUGAGGAGCACACCCUCCUGCAGGUUUUCAGCUCUUUGGGGGAGCAAAAUGAGCACCCUGCACUCCCCAUGGACAGACAGACAGACAGACCAUUGCUCAGCACCAGGAUCCUCCUGCUCCUCUUUGGCUGCUGGCAGGAAAUCACCUCUGUCCCUGUCAGAGAAAUCCCAGCUCCUGUUCUUCCCCCCUGUGGGAAAUGAGUUCAGGUGACAGGAGGGGGAGCAGAGGGGAUUUUACUGUCCUGCUUGGCAUAGGGAGGAAUUCAAGCUGUCCCCAGUGUCACUGAGCUGCUGCUGCCAGCUGUGUGAGGAGCACACCCUCCUGCAGGUUUUCAGCUCUUUAGGGGAGCAAAAUGAGCACCCUGCACACCCCAUGGACAGACAGACAGACAGACAGACAGACCCUUGCUCAGCACCAGGAUCCUCCAGCUCCUCUUUGGCUGCUGGCAGGAAAUCACCUCUGUCCCUGUCAGAGAAACCCCAGCUCCUGUUCUUCCCCCCUGAGGGAAAUGAGUUCAGGUGGCAGGAGGGGGAGCAGAGGAAUUCAGGCUGUCCCCAGUGUCACUGGGCUGCUGCUGCCAUCUGUGUGAGGAGCACACCCUCCUGCAGGUUUUCAGCUCUUUGGGGGAGCAAAAUGAGCACCCUGCACACCCCAUGGACAGACAGACAGACAGACCCUUGCUCAGCACCAGGAUCCUCCAGCUCCUCUUUGGCUGCUGGCAGGAAAUCACCUCUGUCCCUGUCAGAGAAAUCCCAUCCCCUGUUCUUCCCCCCUGAGGGAAUUGAGUUCAGGUGGCAGGAGGGGGAGCAGAGGGGAUUUUACUGUCCUGCUUGGCAUAGGGAGGAAUUCCAGCUGUCCCCAGUGUCACUGGGCUGCUGCUGCCAGCUGUGUGAGGAGCACACCCUCCUGCAGGUUUUCAGCUCUUUAGGGGAGCAAAAUGAGCACCCUGCACACCCCAGGGACAGACAGACAGACAGACAGAACCUUGCUCAGCACCAGGAUCCUCCUGCUCCUCUUUGGCUGCUGGCAGGAAAUCACCUCUGUCCCUGUCAGAGAAAUCCCAUCCCCUGUUCUUCCCCUCUGUGGGGGCUGAGUUCAGGUGGCAGGAGGGGGAGCAGAGGGGAUUUUGGUGUGGGGUUUGGAGCCAAGAGCCCUCGGAGGGAGGGUGGGGAGGGAUUCCUGUUGUUUGAGGAGCAGCCAAAGCCUCCUGCAGGCUGCCAGGAGCUCCCUGGGUGUUUGGGGUGCCCCCAGGCCUGUCCUCUUGGGUGGGAUUAUUGUCAGGAUUGCCCCAGCUCUCCCCUCCUGGCCUCAGCCCCACAAUUCCCCGGGUUUGAAACACCCAGAUUCCCUCGGAGAGCCCUCCCAGCCUGGAAUGCUGCCAGGAGGAGAGCUGGAGAGCAGCCCAGCCCUGGCCUUGGACCCCUUUUCCCCCUCACACUCCCAGACCAGGAGCAGUUGUUGUGACCUCAGGGGUCCCAGAGGCUUCCGCGGAACCCCAGAGCGGAGGGAGCUCAGGCUGGCCUUGGAAGAAUGUUCUGGAAGAAUGGCCUGGUGGUUGGACACAAAAUCCUCUCUGGGUCUCUCCAGGCUGCAGAAUUCCAGGGGCUGUGCUGGUCCCUGCUGUCCCCCGGGUGCUGGUGGCAGCAGUGGCAGUGCAGCCAGGCUGUCAAUUCACAGUUUUGCCUGCUGGGGUGGCUUUUCCCCCGAAUGCCCUCAUUCUGCCCCCGGGGGAGGGGCAGCUGUGUCCCUGUCACCCUCGGGUGGGUGGGGGGAGUCCCCAGGGCACGGCGGGGUCAGCCCGGCUGGUGGCACCCGGCCCGAGGUGACACAAACCCCGGGGGGCGCUGGGCUCCGCUUCUGGCUCGUCCCACUCAGGGAUGGUGCUGGGCAGGAUCCCUCCUGGAGGGACAGGGAAGGCCUUUCCAGGGAGCUCCUUUUCCCAGGGAAUUCCUUUUUCCACUAAAUUCCUUCCCCAGGAAAUUCCUUUUCCCAGAAAAUUCCUUUUUCCACUAAAUUCCUUCCCCAGGAAAUUCCUUUCCCGGGGAAUUCCUUUGCCCAGUGAAUUCCUUUUCCCAGGAAAUUCCUUUUUCCACUAAAUCCUUUUCCCCAGGGAAUUCCUUUUCCCACUAAAUUACUUUCCCAGGAAAUUCCUUUUUCCACUAAAUUCAUUCCCCAGGGAAUUCAUUUUCCCAGGAAAUUCCUUCCCCAGAGAAUUCCUUUUCCCAGGAAAUUCCUUUUCCCACUAAAUUCAUUCCCCAGGAAAUUCCUUUCCCAGAAAAUUCCUUUUUCCCCUAAAUUCCUUCCCCAGGGAAUUCCUUUCCCGGGGAAUUCCUUUCCCGGGGAAUUCCUUUUCCCAGGAAAUUCCUUUUUCCACUAAAUCCUUUUCCCCAGGGAAUUCCUUUUCCCACUGAAUUACUUUCCCAGGAAAUUCCUUUUUCCACUAAAUUCAUUCCCCAGGGAAUUCAUUUUCCCAGGAAAUUUCUUCCCCAGAGAAUUCCUUUUCCCAGGAAAUUCCUUUUUCCACUGAAUUCUUUUCCCCAGGGAAUUCUUUUCCCCAGGGAAUUCCUUUCCCACUAAAUUCCUUCCCCACAGAAUUCCUUUCCCCAGGGGAUUCCUUCCCCAGGGAAUUCCUUUUUCCACUAAAUUCCUUUCCCAGAGAAUUCCUUUUUCCAGGGAAUUCCUUCCCCACUAAAUUCCUUUCCCCAGGGGAUUCCUUCCCUAGGGAAUUCCUUUUUCCACUAAAUUCCUUCCCCACUAAAUACCUUUCCCAGGGAAUUCCUUUUUCCCGGGAAUUCCUUUUCCCACUGAAUUACUUUCCCAGGGAAUUCCUUUUCCCACUAAAUUCCUUCCCCAGAGAAUUCAUUUUCCCAGGGAAUUCCUUUUCCCAUUAAAUUCCUUUUUCCAGGGAAUUCCUUUUUCCACGGAAUUCCUUCCCCAGGGAAUUCCUUUUCCCACUAAAUUCCUUUUCCCAUUAAAUUCCUUUUUCCAGGUAAUUCCUUUCCCAGGGAAUUCCUUUUCCCACUAAAUUCCUUUUUCCAGGCAAUUCCUUUUCCCCCUGAAUUCCUUCCCCAGAGAAUUCAUUUUCCCAGGGAAUUCCUUUUCCCACGGAAUUCCUUCCCCAGGGAAUUCCUUUUCCCCCCCAGCACACCUGCAGCCCCCCAGACCUCGGGGCUGGAGCUCAGGUGCACUAUUCAGGAUUCCCACAGCUUUUUCCCUCCUUGAAGCCAUAAAAUUCCCCCUUUAUAAAAUGGAAUUUCCAUUUUCAUCUCCCCCUGACUGGUUGGCCAUUCCCUUUUCCAGACAAUUCUCUGGAGUUUUUUGUCCCAGCCCCUCAUCCCAAAAAUAUAUAUAUAUUUUUUUUCCCCCCCUCCCCAAGAGGAAGAAGGAUUUCUUGUUUUGGGAACAAGGAUGGGAUAGAAGAACAUUUCCUGAGGGGUCCUUUCCCUUCUGCUGCCACACAGCUCGUGGGCAAGGCAGAGGCUGCAGAUGGAAUUUUCUGGAAUGUGGGAAUUCCUGACUGCCCUGGUGUAGGGAGGUGGGGUCAGAGGAGUGCAAAGCUCAGGAGCCCUCAGACAGCACCGGCCUGUGCUUCACAUUGGAUAUUCCCGUUUAAAUUCCUGUUCAAAUUGGAUAUUCCCAUUUAAAAUUGCAGUGUUGAAAUUGGAUAUUCUCGUUUAAAUUGCAGUGUUUAAAUUGGAUAUUCUGAUUUAAAAUUGCAGUGUUUAAAUUGGAUAUUCUGAUUUAAAAUUCCAGUGUUUAAAUUGGAUAUUCCCAUUUAAAAUUGCAGUGUUUAAAUUGGAUAUUCUUGUUGAAAUUCCAGUGUUUAAACUGGAUAUUCUGAUUUAAAAUUGCAGUGUUUAAAUUGGAUAUUCUUGUUGAAAUUCCAGUGUUUAAAUUGGAUAUUCUGAUUUAAAAUUCCAGUGUUUAAAUUGGAUAUGCCCAUUUAAAAUUGCAGUGUUUAAAUUGGAUAUUCUGAUUUAAAAUUCCAGUGUUUAAAUUGGAUAUUCCCAUUUAAAAUUCCAGUGUUUAAAUUGGAUAUUCUGAUUUAAAAUUGCAGUGUUUAAAUUGGAUAUUCUCCUUUAAAAUUGCAGUGUUUAAAUUGGAUAUUCUCCUUUAAAAUUCCAGUGUUUAAAACUGAAUAUUCCGAUUUAAAUUCCAGUGUUUAAAAUUGGAUAUUUUCAUUUAAAAUUCCAGUGUUUAAAAUUGGAUAUUCUGAUUUAAAAUUCCAGUGUUUAAAUUGGAUAUUCCCAUUUAAAAUUGGAUAUUCUGAUUUAAAAUUCCAGUGUUUAAAACUGAAUAUUCCAAUUUAAAAUUCCAGUGUUUAAAAUUGGAUAUUCUGAUUUAAAUUCCAGUGUUUAAAACUGGAUAUUCUGAUUGAAAUCUCCCUGCUCUUAGAUCUCCUUCUCCUGGAUCCAGUAUUUUCUCCCUGACCCCCAGAGAAAUCCCUGGAUUCCCUCCCCUUCCCCGAAGGUGCCAACUGACAAGCAGAUGUACUGCAAAAGGGAUACUGCAGCCAAACACUGUUUUAUUUUGAAUUAAGUCUUGUGGAGCUCUCUUCAUACUAGGAUAUUUUUAUUUUCUUUGUACAACAUACAAUCAUGUACUCUUAACAGAGAUUUACUUUAAAGAGAAGAAAAAAAAAAUAAAUCUGGAAGUAUUCUUUAAAAAAAAAUACACAAAAAUCUUUAUUAAUAAUCCUGUAUUUUUACUGAUCAUGUUUGAAUGUCUAAAAAGACUUUAUUGUUCUAAUUAUCCAGAUGUAUGUUUGUAAAAUAGCUCUUUUAUGACUUAGCUGAUCGGGGUGUAUGUUUCUGGAAUUAAAUAUUGGUCACUUAAAAAGGAAAAAAAAAAAGAAAUCUGUUUUCAGGACCUGGGCAAUAGAGAAUUGAAGCGUUUCAAAUAUCAUUAAAUAAGCUUAAAGGAAAA